UAAGUACACGAACUCAUCCGGGAAAUACACACUCCCAGUUCUUGCUAAAAUUUUCGACGGCGACACUUUCAUUGCCGAUUGCACGCUCGAUUAUUGUACUCUUUUUAGCCACCCAUCCAAGCGGCAGAGCUGCAAAUAAUCUGGCGGCAGACACAGCCUUCUCCACCUCUUCUAUUCUCUCUCUUCGUGUUGUAUUGUAUUGAGAAAUCAGCAUCGAAGCUCAUAACAACAGAGAUUAAAGUACAUUUGGGACAAUUGUACUUAUGAAUUUGCUAUAAUACUCUAAAAUGAUUGCUCAAUUAGAUUAUUGGUGUUUAACUACCUGAACGCUUCUAUAGUUCGUGAAUUGUGGCGAUAACCUUGUAAUGGUAUUGGAAAACUUAUAAAUAGUGAUAAUUGGCUGUGAGAAUAUUAGCAAUUGGCUAUGUGUUGUAGGCUGCAGGCUGCUUACCGUCAGUGACGGACCUUGAACGGUUUUACGAGGGGAGCCGGUAAAAAAAUUAAGCAAUAUACUAUGUAAUUAUACAAUUAUACACAAAUUUUAGGGGGGCCGUAACUAAAAUUACACUACAAAAUUUUUCGCCCAGGCUGGCUACCAUUUACGUCUUUCGAACCAUUAAGUCGUAUCAUGGAUAAUUAUGAAUGAAACCGGAAACAUUACUUAAACAUUUAAGCAUAGAAGAGGUUCUGAUCUAUGUCGAUGAAUGAUAUAUCGCUAGAUUGUUGUCUUGGUACGUUAUGGAUGCAAACAAAGAUUCAAGGGGUAGAGUUUUCCGAAACAAGGAACGGCCAUCAUAUGCUCCAUACGAAAAGGAUCGCAAAGGUUUCAGGCAAAAUUACCUAUGUAAGAACUGCAAGCGGCCUGGGCAUUUUGCUAGAGAAUGUCCAAAUGCUUCUGUGUGCAACAACUGUGGGCAGCCUGGGCACAUGGCAGCUGACUGUAACUCAAAAACGAUGUGUUGGAACUGCAAAGAACCAGGGCAUCUGUCUACGGAAUGCAAGAAUCAACCUAUUUGCCACUCCUGUGAGAAGAUGGGUCAUCUGGCCCGUGAAUGUCCAAAAUCGUGCGAUCCUAGAGUUUGCAGCAACUGUUUCCAGCCAGGGCAUUUGGCAGCAGACUGUAUCAAUGAAAAAGCAUGCAACAAGUGCCGAAAACCUGGCCACCUAGCUCGAGAGUGUCUAAAUGUUCCCAUUUGCAACACCUGCAAUUUAUCUGGACAUGUGGCCAGACAAUGUCCGAAUCAAGCUCUCCCGCUACCAUUCCAGCCACAAUUUCCUUCACCACUAAUGUUUGGUGGCCCGCCAAUUGUUGGGGGCCAGUUGUAUAAUAUCUACUGUAGAAAUUGUGGAUGUCCGGGGCACAUAAGUCAUCAAUGCAUGUUCAUGAUCAUGUGUAGUGUCUGCGGUGACCGUGGUCAUCAGCCAUUUGAAUGCCCAUCUGGUCCUAUGCUUGAUAUAAAUCAUAUGAUCCAUCGUCGAUUUUGACAGUUGACUGAAACUAGAAGAGUUAACAUAUACGGAGUACUUCAUUUUGGUCUUUGCUCUGAUAGUAUAACUGGUACCGAGCUGUAAAUUUGGUCUUUACAAAGAAGUUAUGGUCAAUCCAUCUCUCUAAAUCCACCAACUGGGCAGCUUUGCUUGGUCCUUUUUGUACAUGUCUCUUUUUGCGUUUACACUAUCAUCUUUGUUUAAAUUCUUGCUACUUAUUGUCACAUUCAAAUUCUUGUGUAGCAAUAGUAAUACUAUGUCAUUCAAAACUGUGACUAAUUAAACAUGGUGCAGAAACAGAGGCUGAUAGACAUUCAUUUUAGGGACGGAGAGAGUACGUUGUAACUUUGCUAGCAGUUGUGGUACAUCCUCGUACUCUGUAAUUCUCUAAAAGAACUUUAGUGUUCUUUUGUAGGAUAAUUAAACUCUGUAUAUAGUUAUAUUGACAUUUAUUUUGAGAUAGAGAAGUAUGAAAUUUGUGUCGAACACGAUGGGUAUUUGAUAGUCGAGAAUAAAGAUAUUGAUAAAUGAAAA
Molecule: messenger RNA, 2022 nt
Organism: Spinacia oleracea (spinach)
Lineage: Eukaryota; Viridiplantae; Streptophyta; Magnoliopsida; Caryophyllales; Amaranthaceae
Product: zinc finger protein GIS2
Exons: 4
Coding region: 739-1485 (248 amino acids)
Molecular function (GO): zinc ion binding; nucleic acid binding
Source: RefSeq, a predicted model, not a curated record